Loa loa (African eye worm) is the source of this 435-nucleotide messenger RNA. RefSeq lists its product as hypothetical. The coding region runs from base 1 to 435 and encodes 144 amino acids. Lineage: Eukaryota; Metazoa; Nematoda; Chromadorea; Rhabditida; Onchocercidae. The transcript has a single exon. The record is from RefSeq and is a predicted model, not a curated record.
AUGAACCAUGCAGAAAGAGAGUUAUUAACUACCGUAGUCGGUAGAUUUAACGAUGAAGAGGACCCUCCUUCUCACCGCUUGGCUAAAUUAAAAAACAUUCGUCUCGUCUUGACGUUGCGUUUGUCGCGGUCGCUUCUAAUGUCAUCUGUCCUUUCUGUUAGACAUUCAACCAAUCUAUUUUGGAAGGCUGGCAAUUUUCUCGAGCGUAGUUAUUUCCUACUUUUGUGUCGCCGGCUAGCUAGGAUAGGUGGAGGUUGGAGAAAAAGGCUGAGACAAACAACGGCUCAAACAAAGAGCUACUGCGGUAGUGCCACACCCUCCCAUCGACGACGACAGGAAAGACACAUGCAAACUGAGUGGAUCCUUCCUCAUCCACCAAUGGUUCACUUCGUCUGUCCAUCCCAUCUAUCUGGAUUUAGCCAACUAACUAACUAG